This is a messenger RNA of Terrapene triunguis (Three-toed box turtle), 1557 nucleotides long. It is a transcript of the gene METTL21C, whose product is annotated as methyltransferase like 21C. Gene Ontology annotation, cellular component: cytoplasm; cytosol. Gene Ontology annotation, biological process: peptidyl-lysine methylation. The record is from RefSeq and is a predicted model, not a curated record. Bases 355 to 1164 code for a protein of 269 amino acids. Gene Ontology annotation, molecular function: protein-lysine N-methyltransferase activity. NCBI's taxonomy places the organism in Eukaryota, Metazoa, Chordata, Testudines, Emydidae. The transcript has 5 exons.
AAUGUUAAGACUUGGAAUAGUUUCAAACUUCUAAAAAUUAAAAACCAUAAGAAAGGCAUCGGCAGAAUUUGAAGAGAUUGAUUCAGUUUUUGACAUGUGUACAUUUUAGGAACUCCCGAAGUUAAUAGAGGUUUUUAUUUUGUUCUGCAUAUGUGAAAAAAUUUAGUGUAACACAGUAAGUUCUUAGAGUGCUGUUUGGUAAUGCUACCCUAAAUAGACUGCACUCCUACUGGCUGGACUUUGUGAACAGAGAAUUAAUCCUCCCAGGUGCAUGUCUGUAUAAAAAUCUUUAGGGUGGUCUGGGAAGAUGCACAGGAAACUUCAAACUCACUCUGCUAAAGAAGCAUUCCUGCUAUGAUCUCCACACAGCACCUGCCACACCCCAACGAAAUUCAAAGAGCAAUGGACUGCCCAAGCAAAGAGAAGGAGCUUAAUGAACAGCAGUCUGAAUGUCAGGAUGGGUCUAAUUGCCCUGACUAUUGUCCAGCAACAGCAGAAUCCAAUUCAGAAUCACCAAGAAUUCUUAAAAUACUGCAGAAGUGGAUUCCUACAGUUUCUCCCUAUUUUGACAAGGAGCAUUAUUGUUAUGCAGACCACCAGAUCACUAUUCAAGAAUCAUUAGACCACUUCGGAGCUAUAGUAUGGCCCGGUGCAUUGGCUUUAUCUCAGUACCUGGAAUCAAAUCAACAAGAGAUCAACCUAAAAGACAAAAAGGUACUUGAAAUUGGUGCUGGAACAGGACUGGUAUCCAUUGUGGCUAGUAUACUAGGAGCUUAUGUUACAGCUACUGAUUUGCCUGAAGUACUUGAAAAUCUCAAAUUGAAUAUUUCAAGAAAUACACAAAACAUGAAUAUACACCAACCUGAAGUGAGGAAGCUGGUGUGGGGAGAAGACCUCAAUGAAGACUUCCCUAAAUCAACUCACCAUUAUGAUUUCAUUUUGGCAAGUGAUGUUGUCUACCACCAUACAUCUCUGGAUCCAUUGCUAACAACAAUGGUAUAUUUAUGUCAGCCAGGGACAGUAUUAUUAUGGGCAAAUAAAUUCAGACUCAGCACAGAUUUUGAAUUUUUAGAGAAACUUGGCAAUAUAUUAAUCGUUACACUUCUAGCAGAAUUUCCAGAAUCAAAUAUCAAGCUGAUUAAAGCUACAGUAAAAGAGAAUUAAGAGAAAACAAUACAGUCACAGUUUUGAUGCCCCUCAAAGUUUAUGAGUUUCUAGUUUUUAGUACAUAAUGCACACUGAGUGCAUUAAUGUCCAUAAACCUGUCCCUGAGUCUUUGAAUUUUGCACUUCAAUACAUGAAAAAUUAAGAUGGAGGAUAAUAAUAUCAGGACACUUAACUGUCUGAUUUGUCUCAUAAGCUUAGACAUGAUUUACUCAAGCAAAUCAAUUUAUUGCUGCCAGAGGGUCAGCAGUAACAAAACACAGCCAGAAGGUAAAGUUCCAAAAUUUCAAAUCAACUAUUAGAUCUAGCUAUAGAGUAAACUCCUCGCUUAAUGUUGUAGUUAUGUUCCUGGAAAAUGUGACUGUAAGCGAAAUGAUGUUAAGCAAAUCCAAU